Molecule: messenger RNA, 2550 nt
Organism: Talaromyces rugulosus
Lineage: Eukaryota; Fungi; Ascomycota; Eurotiomycetes; Eurotiales; Trichocomaceae
Exons: 7
Coding region: 1-2550 (849 amino acids)
Biological process (GO): mRNA export from nucleus; nuclear-transcribed mRNA catabolic process, nonsense-mediated decay
Cellular component (GO): nucleus; nuclear cap binding complex
Molecular function (GO): mRNA binding; RNA cap binding
Source: RefSeq, a predicted model, not a curated record
AUGGCUGAUUCUGAUCGCCGGAACAACGGAUACCGCGGCGGCGGUGGAGGAGGAGGAGGAGGAGGACGCAAGCGCAGAUACAGAGACGACGAUGAUUUCGACCGUCGCUCGCAGAGGCGGCGAUACGAAGAGCCGCUUGGCGCCAAAGUGCGAAGGCAGCUACUGUUGAUUGCUGAGUCGCCUACUCGCAGGAUUGAGGAUGAUGCUGCUAGCAUUGCAAAGAUUGUGUCGGAAAACAACGAAGACGAAGAAAUACGUGGCGCCUUUUUGGACACGGUUAUUCAACUGGCCAUCGAACAGCCAUUCAAAAUCCCAUUUGUGGCUACCGUCGUCCUAGCCGUGAACAGCCAGAAACCCGACGUCGUUGUGGAUGUGUUGAAGAGAAUCGGAUCGACUGUCGGAGAUGCCCUUGAUGCCGGUGUGUGGCGCGACGUCAAGCUUCUAGUGCGCCUUCUUGGCUGCCUGCAGGGCGCCUUGGAAGGUGACGGAGUGUUUACCAUCUUGGAAGAGCUAUUCUCGCGAGCGGUCGACCUCCAAACUGCAUCUUCGGAAGAUUCCAUCGGUUUAGAGAUUGUCAAGAUUAUUCUACUCACAAUCCCUUAUGUCAUGGUGUCUUCUGCCUCUGGCUUUGAAACCCAAGCAUCAGCUCUGCUGGAGAAGACCGAGAUUAUUGCUGCUACGCCCCAUGCCCUGGAGACCCUGGUGAAUCCCUUUGCGCUUGAUCGGGACGAUUCCAAACCGCUGCAGAGCUUUAUUGGCUUAUUGCAGAUCCAACUGCAGAAAGAAGCAGGCGCAGGCUGGGAACUCACUUGUCUCCCACGCCCUUGGAAGAUGUUCAAUUCAGAAGGCGAGGAUGCAAUCUCCUUUGAAAACGCCGCAAAACACCCACUCCCUGCAAUCACCGUGCCGAGUCCUGCUAAAAACGGACCUCGCGCCAUAUACCCGGAGGUCUAUUUCUCGGUCUACCACGACCAAGAAAUUGAAACUGUGCCGGGGCCUGCAGAUAUCACAUCGACACUCUUGCGGGAUGCCCUCGUGGAUACCAUCAACAUCCUCGACUUCAACCGAAUGGCCGCCGCCAAGUUCCUCAUUGAUGUGGACUGCUAUUUCUCGCCUGGUAUUUUUGUGAAGCGGGCAACGCCGUUUGACAGACUCCGCGACUUUCCCGAGGGUCGAACCACCUGGAAGCCCGAAGACGUGGCCGUUGACGCGGUCUUUUCGCAGCUCUUCCAGCUGCCCAACCCAGAGCACAAGUUGGUUUAUUAUCAUUCGGUUCUCACCGAGUGCUGCAAGCUCGCCCCGGCUGCCAUUGCUCCCAGUCUUGGCCGUGCGAUUCGGUUUUUGUAUCGCAACUUGGACAAGAUCGACGUUGAUCUGGCGCAUCGCUUUUUGGACUGGUUCGCUCACCAUCUGAGCAACUUUGGUUUUACUUGGAAGUGGACAGAGUGGAUUGAAGAUUUGCAACUCCCCCCGGUUCAUCCAAAACUGGCCUUUAUCACUGGAGCACUUGACAAGGAAAUUCGGCUCAGUUUUGCUCAACGCAUUAAAGGGACACUCCCCGAACCGUAUCAGGGUUUGAUCUCCAAGGGCAAAGAAAAGGACACGCCAGACUUUAAAUAUGCAAGUGAUACUAUGCCGUACGCGAAACAGGGAUCGGAAUUGAUGCAACUGAUUCGUAAAAAGGCGACGGACGAGGAGAUUGAGCCUAUCAUCGCCGAGAUCGAGCAAGAAGCCAAGGAGCACGGGCUUGAAGAUGUCAUGAUCCCAUCGACCGACGCCUUUGUCACGUCGGUGUGCUUCGUUGGCUCCAAAUCUCUGUCGCACGUUCUGUCAUGCAUCGAGAGAAACAAAGAGCGCCUGCUUGCCAUUGGGCCUCGCUCAUCGCCCGCACGUCGCCAGAUCCUCACCUCGGUCAUGGAGUACUGGGCAGAGCAACCGGGCAUCGCGAUCAACAUCAUCGACAAACUACUCAACUACACGAUCCUGACCCCGCUCUCCGUGGUCGAAUGGGCGCUCCUCGACCGCAUCGACGCCGGCAAGAUCCUAGCCCAAACCCACGUGUACGAAAUGCUCGCAGCAACCGUCGGAAAAGUCACCAACCGCAUCCGCCAAAUCGUCGCGGCGCGCACCCAGCCAGGCCUGUACGAGCCGCAGCUCAGCGUGCUCGACGAAACCCUCGUGCGCGAACGCAACGACAUGCAGGCCCUUUUUGGCCUUAUCGGCGACUGUCUAGCGCCUGUAGCGCGCGGCAGCAACGACGAGCUGAUGGAACGCGGCGACGACGAACACACGCAGGCCGAAAACGAGCUGAUUCACCAGUGGGCGCAGCGCUGGCUCAGAGUCUUCAAACGCAAGGCCGAGGUCGAAGCCGCGUUUAUUGAAGAUGCCAUGGCCUCGGCUACCCCCGUGGGCACGCAGGCUCCUCCUCCUCCUCCUCCGGCAGUACCUGUGGAAGAAGAAUCUGCGACGAGCGCAGUUGUUCAAGAGGAUGAACGAGUUGUCGAGGACGCGGCGGCGAAUGGGGAUAUGGAUAUUGCGGAUAUCUCGUAG